AUCCCUAAACGUCACAGCGCUUCACCCCUCACGACACGAGUUCGCCCGCCGCUCGCCUAACCGUCGGCCUCCGACGUCCAUGCCCGUCCAGCCAUCUACCCACAGACUUCCGCACUCCAAAAUCCCAAUUUCAGGUGGCCUGAACUCGAAGUCGAAGUCGAUUAUACCGACCUCUACCUCGCCGGCACUUGUUCAAAGCUUCACCAGUUCUGUCUUCCUUCAAUUUGUGAGUCACAGAUUCUGGGGCUUGAAGACAAAGUUAUACUGGGUUGGUUUCUCAAUCUUAUAGGUUAAAAUGAAGCAAGUAUUUGUCAUUUUGAUAUGGUAAGAUGCUCAAUAGGCAAGUGUUUUGACAUUACCCGAUACAACUGUCAAGAAUUAAAAACAUUUUGCAAUCUAAUUAUAGCUGGGUUGCGUGUGAUGUCUAUGCCUUGGAGCUGAAAUAAGCCUUUCUGAUUGUACAUAUGUGCCACACGGCCAUACUACCUCUUCCCACCCGCCUAAGAAAAGUUGUUACUUGUAGGUGAUUUGUCAUGAAAGAGCCUCUUUGUUGUGAUUCUUGUGUACUGGGAGAGAGGUGCCAAACUGUUGUAUAGAAAGUCUCAAUUUUUCAAAUGGGUGCUCCUCUUGCACAUGAAGAGACCAACAAUCUCCUCUUCACUCCAUUAUCUAAAAAUUAGUGACUGUCGUCUGCUUUUGGGUUUUGAUCCAACAUAUUCUGGAUGUCGAAGAUAUCUGAGUGGGAGAGCCUCUCUUGUAGGUUCAACCAAUACCAGACCUUUUCCUGAUUAUUCCCCAAAGAAGUCUGCUAUUAAAGAUUCUGAAUUUGUGCGUCAAAUCUCCAAAACGAUAAAGCUUCGCCGUUCUGAGCCUCUUCGCCACAUUCUGAAACCUUAUGAAUCCAAAUUCAGGCCUGAUCAUCUGAUUUGGGUUCUUAUGGACAUAAAGAAUGACUAUGAACUGGUUUUAGAUUUCUUUAACUGGGCACGUCUGCGCAGAGACCCAACACUGGAGGCCCUUUGUAUAGUAGUUCAUAUUGCUGUGGCAUCAAAGGACUUAAAAAUGGCACACAGCCUGGUUCAUGAUUUCUGGGCAAAGCCCAAUCUGGAUGUUGACCAUUCUUUUGCAAAUUUUACUGAGCGGUUAAUAUAUACAUACAAGGACUGGGGUUCUGACCCUCAUGUAUUUGAUAUAUUUUUCCAAGUCUUAGUUGAAGGUGGGAUGCUUUUAGAAGCCAGACAACUUUUUGAUAAAUUGUUAAAUUAUGGUCUUCUGGUCUCUGUAGAUUCUUGUAAUUUGUUUCUAGCUAGGCUGUCAAACAAUUUUGAUGGAAUAAGGAUGGCAUUAAAGGUAUUUAACGACUAUCCAGGAGUAGGUGUUCCUUGGAACACCACAUCAUAUAAUGUCAUUCUUCAUUGUCUGUGUCAGUUGGGUAUGAUCAAAGAAGCACACCUUUUACUCAUACAAAUGGAAUUUAAGGGCCAUAUGCCUGAUAUUGUAAGUUAUAGCACUAUAAUUAGUGGAUAUUGUCUUGGACAGCUAGAGAAGGUUGUAAAGCUUGUAGAAGAGUUGCAGAGAAAGGGAAUCAAACCAAAUGAAUACACUUACAAUGAUGUAAUUCUUCUUCUUCGUAAGACUGGUAAAGUAGUUGAACCUGAUAAAAUCUUGUGGGAAAUGAGAAACCAGGGGAUAUAUCCUGAUCAUGUGAUCUACACAACCAUCAUAAGUGGUUUCUGCAAGUCUGGGAAUAUUUCAGCUGCAUACAAGUUCUUUAAUGAAAUGCAAGGUAAGAAAAUAAUACCUGAUUUUGUGACAUAUACUGCUAUGAUUCAUGGAUUUUGUCAAAAUGGGAAAAUGGCGGAAGCUCAAGAUUUUUUCAGUCAAAUGCUUAGUAAAGGGUUGGAAGUAGAUGAGGUUACUUAUACAGAACUCAUUGAUGGAUAUUGCAAGGCAGGGGAAAUAAAAGAAGCCUUUUCUUUACACAACCAGAUGGUUCAGAAAGGGUUGACUCCAAAUAUUUUCACUUAUACUGCACUGGUUGAUGGACUUUGUAAACGUGGAGAGGUAGAUGUAGCAAAUGAACUUCUUCAUGAGAUAUCUGCAAAGGGCCUACAACCAAAUGUUUGCACUUACAAUGCUUUCAUCAAUGGCCUUUGUAAGAUAGGAAAUAUAGAACAAGCGUUAAAAUUGAUGGAAGAAAUGGAACUUGCUGAAAUUUAUCCCGAUACUGUUACAUACACGACUCUUAUGGAUGCUUACUGUAAGAUUGGGGAAAUGGCCAAGGCUCACAAGCUGCUUCGCAAGAUGCUCGAUAAAGGACUUCAGCCUACAGUUGUUACAUUCAAUGUGCUAAUGAAUGGGUUUUGCCUGUCAGGAAUGCUGGAAGAUGGUGAAAGACUAAUUCAAUGGAUGUUAGAUAAGGGUAUAACACCAAAUGCUACCACAUUCAAUUCUCUUAUGAAGCAGUACUGCAUUAGAAAUGACAUGCGCGCUGCCACGAAUGUUUUCAGGAGUAUGCAUGCCGAGGGAGUGGCAGCCGAUGGUAACACAUAUAAUAUCUUGGUAAGAGGGCAUUGUAAAGCUAGGAAUAUGAAAGAGGCAUGGUUUUUGCAUAGAGGAAUGAUUGAAAAGGGAUUUGAUCUCACAGCCUCUUCCUAUAAUGCCAUUAUAAAAGGGUUCUUCAAGAGGAAGAAAUUUGUGGAGGCGAGGCAAUUUUUUGAUGAGAUGAGAGCAAAAGGAUUGGUAGCAGAGAAAGAGAUAUAUGAUAUAUUUUUGAUGUAAAUUAUGAAGAAGGGA
Messenger RNA from Prosopis cineraria, 2796 nucleotides. RefSeq names its product pentatricopeptide repeat-containing protein At1g05670, mitochondrial-like. The record is from RefSeq and is a predicted model, not a curated record. Gene Ontology annotation, molecular function: protein binding. NCBI's taxonomy places the organism in Eukaryota, Viridiplantae, Streptophyta, Magnoliopsida, Fabales, Fabaceae.